CGCUGUUACAGCCAAUAGGUGAUCAACCCAAUCGGCGAUCGGAUGUCGUUUUGGAACCUGAAACGAACGUAUUUAAACUCUGUGUGUUAUUUCUACGAACUAUGACGGAUCGACACGUCGGAUGAGACGGGAUAUUGACGUUGUACGACGGUAGCUCAGUGAGUCCACUCUACUCUUGAAAGCAGGAUGGAGACUUUGAUUCCCACCAUCAACCGUUUACAAGAGGUUUUCCUCACAGUGGGCGCAGAGAUCAUUCAUCUGCCUCAAAUCGUCGUGGUCGGAUCUCAGAGUAGCGGGAAGAGCUCGGUGCUGGAGAGUCUGGUUGGACGUGAUUUCCUGCCCCGAGGCUCGGGGAUCGUCACCAGACGACCGCUGGUGUUGCAGCUUGUCAACGUUGCACCUCUGGAGGAGCGGCGGAAAACUGAAAAUGGAAAUGGGGUUAAACAAACUGCACAAAACAACUACCCAGGUGUCAAAGCUGAAGAAUGGGGCACCUUCCUGCACUGCAAGAAUCAGGUGUUCACGGAUUUUGGGGAAAUUCGCCGGGAAAUUGAGGCAGAGACCGAACGUUCUUCAGGCAACAACAAGGGAAUCGCUCCCGAGCCCAUACAUUUGAAGAUUUUCUCCCCCAAAGUCCUCAAUCUGACCCUUGUCGAUUUACCCGGCAUCACAAAGGUCCCUGUCGGCGACCAGCCCGAGGACAUCGAGUCCCAAGUGCAGGAGAUGAUCUUGUCCUUCAUCUCCAAUCCCAACUCCCUCAUCCUCUCGGUGUCCGCCGCCAACUCUGACUUGGCCACCUCGGAUGCUCUGAAACUGGCUCGUGAGGUCGAUCCAGAUGGUCGACGGACUCUGCUUGUUGUCAGCAAGCUGGAUUUGAUGGACGCGGGGACAGACGCACUGGAGGUACUCCUCGGUCGAGUCAUUCCAGUCAGGCUCGGGAUCAUCGGGGUGGUUAACAGGAGCCAGCAUGACAUCAACACGCAGAAGAGCCUGGGCGACAGCAUGAAGGACGAGCAGGCCUUCCUUCAGCGCCACUACCCGUCGCUGGCCUCCCGCGCCGGCUCGCGCUACCUGGCCAAAACGCUCAGCAGGCUGCUCAUGCACCACAUCCGAGACUGCCUGCCGGACCUCAAGACCCGCGUGACUGUGCUCAGCGCCCAGUACCAGUCACGCCUCAACAGCUACGGUCAGCCGGUGGAGGACCACAGCGCCACCCUGCUGCAGAUUGUCACCAAGUUCGCCAGCGAUUACUGCAACACAAUCGAGGGCACGGCUCGCUAUAUUCAAACCUCUGAGCUCUGUGGCGGAGCUCGCAUCUGUUACAUCUUCCACGAAACCUUCGGCCGCACUCUGCAGUCCAUCGACCCUCUUGGAGGACUGACAGAACUCGAUAUCCUCACUGCCAUCCGCAAUGCUACCGGUCCACGUCCUGCACUUUUUGUCCCUGAGGUGUCCUUUGAGUUGUUGGUGAAGCGUCAAAUCAAGCGUCUGGAGGAGCCCAGCCUGCGCUGUGUGGAGCUGGUUCACGAAGAGCUGCAGAGGAUCAUCCAGCACUGCUCAUCCUUUAGCACGCAGGAACUUCUGAGAUUCCCCAAACUUCAUGAUUCCAUUGUGGAAGUCGUGACCGGGCUACUGAGAAAGCGUCUGCCAAUUGCCAACGAAAUGGUGCAUAAUUUAGUAGCCAUCGAGCUUGCCUACAUCAACACGAAGCAUCCGGACUUCACGGAUGCGGCGCAGGUCUCGGCAUCAGUCAACAGUCAGCAGGCAGAGGGCCUGGAUGGAACCAAGCGCUGGAAGAAUGACAAGGUUGCGGAGGAGAAAGCCCCAGCGGCGGGCUUUGGCAGCCCCAGCAAAGGGCAGCCCAUUAACCUCCUUGACACAGCAGUGCCCGUGUCCCGGAAACUGAGUUCCAAGGAGCAAAGGGACUGCGAGGUCAUCCAGCGCCUCAUUAAGUCUUACUUCCUCAUUGUCCGCAAGACCAUCCAGGACAGCGUGCCCAAGACCGUCAUGCAUUUCCUGGUGAACUAUGUCAAGGAGCAUCUGCAAAGCGAGCUGGUGGGUCAGCUGUAUAAGCAGACGCUCCUGCAAGACCUGCUCAUUGAGUCUCAGGACACAGCGCAGCAGAGGACGGAGGUCGCUCAAAUGCUGCAGGCGCUUAAGAAGGCCAAUCACAUCAUCUCUGAGAUCAGAGAGACACAUCUGUGGUAGCUAAAGGAAGCACACACUCCUCACUUUCUCUACAUCUGUCUGCUAGUGUGUGUGUGUGUGUGUGUGUGUGUGUGUGUGUGUGUGUGUGUGUGUGUGUGUGUGUGAGAUUUCUCCUGGACCAAUGAACUUUAUUAUUAUUUUUUUUUAAGCAUAUUUCAAUCCACCGCUGCCCUAAAGCAGAACCACCAGGGCUCCUCACUCAGGCCUAAAAUGUUUUGUCACUGCACUGGCAAUGUGAACAAAGUCUCAAACUCCUUUGUGUCAUUUUAUCAGGCAAUGUGUGUGUCUGCUUGUCAUACGUGUACAUUAUUACAUUUGUAAUAUUUAAGUUUUGUAAGUCCAAAAAUGGCCAACAGACGUUGAGCAGGUGCUGCAUCUGCGAUUGUGAAUUGCACUCCAUUCUGAACCCAAUUGCUGGGUCACAUCUUGCUGACCACAAGGACACAAAAUCACCUGUUGAUUUGGUAUCGUGGUCCAAUCCAAAAUGUUUGAGAAAGUAAUGUCAGAGCACGAGGUUUUUGUUACUUGUCCAAGUUCAAAUAGAGGAGGUGCAAUUUCCACUAUGUCAGGGCAAGACCACCCAUUGAUUUUGAUAUUCUAUUCUUGUUACAGGUAGUUUAGGAGCACCUUUUUAGGACUCUCGUUUGUUAUGUCAAGCUAUCUUUUUUUUUUCUUCAGGGAAAGAAACCUAUUUAUUUUGUACAAUAUCUAUCUCAUUUGGUACAUGUUUCUGUUUCACAACUGUAAUAGGUGCAACUUUGAAAAACUGAGCAUCAAGCUUUUACUGACAGGGAUUUGAUUUUGUAUGAGACACGAUCAAAAAAACU
Messenger RNA from Hippocampus comes (tiger tail seahorse), 3035 nucleotides. RefSeq names its product dynamin-1-like protein. Bases 187 to 2208 code for a protein of 673 amino acids. Gene Ontology annotation, cellular component: membrane; mitochondrion; microtubule. NCBI's taxonomy places the organism in Eukaryota, Metazoa, Chordata, Actinopteri, Syngnathiformes, Syngnathidae. The record is from RefSeq and is a predicted model, not a curated record. Gene Ontology annotation, molecular function: GTPase activity; GTP binding; microtubule binding. The transcript has 18 exons. Gene Ontology annotation, biological process: endocytosis; intracellular distribution of mitochondria; mitochondrial fission.